AUGACAAUCUCUAACGGGAUAUCGCAAGAUGAACGGCAGAAAAUUGCUGAGCUAAGAAAACUGGUCAAGGAUGACCUCACUGAAUAUUAUGAUACAGACUUCAACCUUCUCAGAUGGCUUCAAGGUCAUGCUCAACUUUCAAUCCCAGAUGUUGCCAGAAAACUACGGAAAUCCACAUGGGACCUAGAUAACAUGCACAAGCAGGACAGAACGCAUCCGAUCCAUAAUCACUGGCGGUAUGGCAUUACUGGAGAGUCCGGAGUCCUGGAAAAUGUCAUCAUCAACAUUGAACAGUGUGGUCGAACUGACUAUACCGGUAUGAUGGAGUGUUUCUCGAUAUCAGAAGUGAUGAAAGCUCGAGUAUACGACCUGGAAGAUAUGCUUGCACAUUGUAUGGAACUUGAAAAACGGACAGGAAAGCAAGCAUGGAUUCUGUACGUGAUGGACGUCACGGGUCUCGAAUAUAACAAAAAACUCUACGAUCUGGUCACGGGUUCAAUGAAGUCUCUAGCUGAGUUCAUGGCAGAGCACUAUGUGGAAAUGAUCAAGUUCUUUGUGCCAGUUAACAUACCAUCAUUUGCCGUCGCAUUAUGGACUGUCGUUCGUCCAUUACUACCUGAGAGGACAAAAAACAAGGUUCGUAUUCUUGGUUCAAAUUGGAAAGAUGAGAUUCUACAGUUUUCGAAAAAAGAAUCACUUCCUUCAAUUUGGAACGAUGACACCCAUGUGUUCCCAGCAUACGUCGACCAGCCUCAACCAUUCUUGAAGGAUUGGUAUUACUCCUCUAAAGGUCUAAAGGUACCAGAAAAUGUGCAGGUGAUUGAUGUUCCCGCUGGGAAACAUCACUGGAUCACCUUACAUCUUCAACAAGGAGAUAUGGUAUCAUGGUGGGUGGCCGGAAAUCGGAAUUUCGGAUUUGGUUUCUUCCGAGCUCGCUACGAAGACGAGGACGACUACGCAAUGUGA
This is a messenger RNA of Haemonchus placei, 966 nucleotides long. The record is from the annotation of a GenBank genome assembly. Lineage: Eukaryota; Metazoa; Nematoda; Chromadorea; Rhabditida; Trichostrongylidae.